Molecule: messenger RNA, 1196 nt
Organism: Phragmites australis (common reed)
Lineage: Eukaryota; Viridiplantae; Streptophyta; Magnoliopsida; Poales; Poaceae
Product: pathogenesis-related thaumatin-like protein 3.5
Exons: 2
Coding region: 106-903 (265 amino acids)
Biological process (GO): defense response
Cellular component (GO): extracellular region
Source: RefSeq, a predicted model, not a curated record
UCUUCCAGCUGCUGCAGCUCUCUCCCGCAUACAUUGUCCACGAGACCGUCGAUUGCUGGUGCCAGGUCCUUCGCCUCAAGCACACUUGCGAAUCAAACCAUUACCAUGGGAGCCAUACGAAUCGCACAGCUUCUACUCCUCACUGGGGUUAUCUGGUCGCAUGUGGGGUUGGGUGCUGAGGCGGCCGGCACGACGGUCUUCACGCUGCACAACAACUGCACCCACACGAUCUGGCCGGCCACAUUGUCCGGCAACAGCGCCGUGGCCGUCGGGGGCGGGGGCUUCGAGCUCUCGCCCAACGCCACCGUCUCGUUCCCGGCCCCCACGGGCUGGUCCGGCCGCCUUUGGGCGCGCACCGGCUGCGUCUCGUCCGGCCCGUCGUCCCUCUUGUGCGCCACCGGCGACUGCAGCGGCGCCGUGAGCUGCACCCUCGGUGGCGCGCCGCCCGUCACGCUCGCGGAGUUCACCCUGGGCGGCGCCGACGGGAAGGACUUCUACGACGUGAGCCUGGUGGACGGGUACAACGUCGGCAUCGGCGUGAACGCGACGGGCGCCAGGGUGAACUUCGCGACCUGCGGCUACGCCGGGUGCGUGGGCGACGUGAACGCGUUGUGCCCCGCGGAGCUGCAGGUUUCCAGGAAUAAGACGGGAGCGGGCCUGGGGGAGGCGCCGUCGCCGUCGACGGUGGCGUGCCGGAGCGCGUGCGAGGCGUUCGGGACGCCAGAGUACUGCUGCACGGGCGCGCACGGGGGCCCGAACAGCUGCAGGCCGACCAAGUACUCGAGGCUGUUCAAGGCGGCGUGCCCCGCGGCGUACAGCUACGCGUACGACGACCCCACCAGCACCUUCACCUGCGGCGCCGGCGCGCAGUACCUCAUCACCUUCUGCCCGGGGCAGCAGUAGGAGUAGUACAGCCUAAACCUGUUAAUGGGCUGAAAACCGCACCAAACUAUUUUAAUCAAAGCAUCUCAGCCCAACCGAACCCACACCACCACUGCUCCUACCAAACCCAAACCAAACCAACCUGCCAGCAAAUUACUUUCCAACCCAUUUCAAACCCGGUUCAUGCUCUACUCGUUGACUCAUUGUUUUUGUUACUAAGCGGUGGAAUAUUUACAUUCAACGCAUAGCUUCCCUAGCGAUUACUUUUCCUCCAAACAUGUUGCUGCCUCGAAAACACGGUCUGUAGUCUUUGG